Molecule: messenger RNA, 1778 nt
Organism: Saimiri boliviensis boliviensis (Bolivian squirrel monkey)
Lineage: Eukaryota; Metazoa; Chordata; Mammalia; Primates; Cebidae
Gene: TIFA
Product: TRAF interacting protein with forkhead associated domain
Biological process (GO): positive regulation of canonical NF-kappaB signal transduction; innate immune response; cytoplasmic pattern recognition receptor signaling pathway
Cellular component (GO): cytoplasm
Molecular function (GO): protein binding
Source: RefSeq, a predicted model, not a curated record
GAGCCUGAAAACCUCCGCACCUUCGCUGCGGGCAGCACUGAGGCCCCGGGCGCCCAAGGACGCGCUCUGCAGCCAGUGGGAGGGGACGCCGUGUGCUCGGGAGAAUCGGCGGCCCGCAGUCCCUGGUCGCGGGCUCCGUCCCCCGCAUCCCCCGGCUCACACCUGCCCGCGCGGAGGAGCAGCAGCGGGGCGCGCUCUGAGCUGGGAAAGCCCAACAGCUCAGGAGAGUUCCCGGACUCCCCAGCCCCAGGUGCGCCUUGUGCACAUCAUGUCCAGUUUUGAAGAUGCGGACACAGAAGAGACGAUAACCUGUCUCCAGGUAACGGUUUACCAUCCCGGCCAGUUGCAAAGUGGAAUAUUUCAGUCAAUAAGGUUUUGUAACAGAGACAAACUCUCUUCCAGUGAAGUGGUGAAAUUUGGCCGAAAUUCCAACAUCUGUCAUUAUACUUUUCAGGACAAACAGGUUUCUCGAGUUCAGUUUUCUCUGCAGCUGUUUAAACAGUUCAACAGCUCAGUUCUCUCCUUUGAAAUUAAAAAUAUGAGUAAAAAGGCCAAUCUGAUCAUGGACAGUAGAGAGCUGGGCUACCUAAAUAAAAUGGACCUGCCAUACAGGUGCAUGGUCAGAUUUGGAGAGUAUCAGUUUCUGAUGGAGAAGGAAGAUGGAGCAUCAUUGGAAUUUUUUGAGAUUCAAUUUAUUUUAUCUCCAAGAUCACUCUUGCAAGAAAACUACUGGCCGCCACUGCACAGGCCCAUACCCGAGUAUGGCGUUUAUUUGUGCUCUUCCUCCCAAAGCAGUUAUCCUACAGAAAUGGAUGAAAAUGAGUAAUGAACACAGAAGGUCUCAGAGAAGAAAUGUGAAGGACGAAGAACUCUGUAGAUGCUCUACAGACACUACUUAUUAAGCAUUCGUUAGGGUAGUAUGUUAUAGUCAUCUGUUGUGCUGUGAAAUUCCGAAUUUCAGUAUUAUCAUUUUGAAGUCUGUAAAUUGUGUUAGUCAUUAACUUAGUCACCUGUUGUAUUCCUGGAGCUACACAAAAUUAUUUUAACCGCUCAUCUGUGAGGAUUGAUAUACAAAAAGAUAUCCUUUGGGAUGAAAUAGUAUUCUCAGAAUAAGGUUAUAUUAUUUUAUUUUUCUGCUUGAUUUUCAUCUGUGUUAUGCUUUGUUUUUGUAAGGAACCGACCGUCUCUUGGUUUGGUCACAGUAUUUCACAGCAGCCAUUUGUUUUCAAGCCAGGGCUCCAGGCAGGUUGUUACUGGUGUCUGUAGCCUGUCAGUACUUGUAGCACCGGAAUACUGGAAUAGGUUCUAGACCAGCGUCUGUGCGUCACUGUGGUUUUAGUAUGGGAGGACUUACUUGAGAAAUACUACCUUGCUUUUUUAUGACUUCUUUUUACAGAAUUGUAGUGUGCUUGCUCCUAAGAUGACAGUUCUCUUUGUCUUUCAGCAUCUAAGACAAACAUUUAAACAUUUUAAAGCACCACUGUGUUAUGUUUAGAAUUAUUUACUCACAAAAUUAGAAGUUUGAUUUUUAUGUGUUGUACAAAAUUUUAAGAUUUCACAAAUUUACCUUUUUAAUAGUAUCCAUGUACAUAAUAAAGUCAAAGUUUAAUUAGCCAUUUUCUUUGAAUUUUUUUCUAAAUAAGGGAAAGAACUGUUCUUGGGCCACUUUUCAUAGAUAAAUGUAUGUGAAAAUGUUUAUAAUAAAUGCUUACAUAUUUCUAAAAUGUCAACUUUACAAAGUAUUUUUCAGUUCUUUUUUUUUUUUUUAAUUUAAGAUA